AUGGUUGAGUCUGUUACGCAAUCAGUUGAAAAAAAUUCAACUACUGGUAUCAACAGUGUUGAACCAACUAUCAGCAAUGAGAAAGUGGACAAUAAGUCCAUUGGAAGCAAUGAAAUUGCACCAUCUACCCUGGAAACAACUGAAGAAGAUUUAAGCAGGCAGGAGGUAUACAAAAGGGCAUGGAGUAGAAAAGUGUUAAGCAUUGGUUACUUUGUCUUAGUGUUCACUGCCUUUGUUGAAACCUUCGCUGGUGAUUCCACUUCUGGACUUGAUUCAUAUGCCACUUCUGAAUUUAACGCCGCUUCUUUAAUUUCCACUGCAGCUGUCGUGUAUAAGAUUACCGCCAUCGUUUCUUAUCCUAUCAUGGCCAAAUUGAACGAUUUGUUUGGUAGAGCUGAAGGUUUCGGGUUCUCCGUUUUGUUAUACUGUUUGGCUUAUGUUCUCUAUUCUUCUUGUCAAAAUGUUCAAACUUACGUUUGUGCUGAAAUUUUCUAUGCCAUUGGUCGUAUUGGGUACAGAGUUUUCCAACAAGUGUUUAUUGCUGACACUACUUCUUUGAUUAACAGAGGAUUUUGGUCAUCAUUCCCAGAUGCCAUUGCUGCAGUUCCUGCUUUGUAUGUCGGAACUGUUAUCCAAGAUGCUUUCAUUGAACACAGUACAUGGAGAUGGGGAUAUGGUGUUUGGGCUAUCAUCAUGGGUGUUUCGUGUAUCUUGUUAACCUCAUUUAUGUUUUAUUUAGAUAACAAGGCCAACCAAGUCAUUGAAGAACAAGCUCAAUUACAUGAUCCUGAAAGAAAAGUUGCUAGCGAAAACGACGAACCAAUCAAGAGGUCAUCUUACAGAAAUCACUGGAAACACGUUAAGUCUUUACAAGGAUUACCAGAAGGAUCAUUCUGGAAAAAGGCAAGAUACUAUAUUUUCGUUAGAUUGGAUUUGUUUGGAGGUCUCUUAAUGUUGGCAAGUUUCACUUUGUUCUUCAUUCCAUUGACUUUAACUGGUACCAGUUCUCCAUACAAAUGGCAUGAAGCUAAAUUAAUCGUUAUGUUAGUCAUUGGAUUUGUUCUUUUCUUUGUCUUCUUGUAUUGGAAUGGUAAAGUUGCUAAAAUCCCAUUCGUUCAACAUCAAUCCUUAAAUGAAAAGACUAUCUUGUUUGCCUGUAUCAUUAUGGCUUGUGAUUGGUGUACUAACUCCUCUUAUUCCACAUACAUGAAGGUCACUUUGCAAGUUGCUAAAUACAUCACUGUUGGUGAAGCCACUAGAAUUGAUGAUUCUAAGAAAGCUUGUUUGCAAAUCUUUGGUAUCGUUGGUGGUGUCUUAUUGAAGUACACUAAGAAAACCAAGAUCUUUAUUCUACUCAAUAUCCCAUUCUACUUUUUAGCCCAUGCAUUAUUGGUCCAUUUCAUGAACCAAGAAAAUGGUAAAAUGGCUCCUAAGGGUUUGUUAUACAUGGCUGAAGUUUUCAUUGGUGUCUCAAGAGGUAUCUACCAAUGUUCCUUACAGGUUAUCGUCCAAGCUGUUGGUGGUCAACAAGGUAUUGCCAUGUCCACAGCUUUCUUUUUAGCUUUCAGUUCUAUUGGUUCAUUAAUUGGUUCAUGUAUCUCCGGUGGUGUUUGGAAUACUGUUGCCUUAAGCAAGUUGAAAGACUACUUACCAGAAGAUGAUAAGAAAAAUGCUACUAAAAUUUACAAAUCAUUGACCGUUGCAUUGAAGUAUAAAAAGGGAACAGAGGCAAGAACUGCCAUUGCUAAAGCUUACAGAGAAACUCAACAACUUAUCGGUUGGAUUGGUUUAGGAAUACUUGUACCAAUGUUGGUUCUUAUGUGGUUUAUCAAGGACGUCAAAUUGACUGACGACAUGGAUGCUUAUGGUCCAAACAGCAAAGAAAACAAAACUGAAACUGAAAGCGAGUCGCUCUCUGAAGUCGCUAAGAAUCCCCAAGAUAAGGUCAGCUUCAUCACCACUUUAAGAAAUAAAGUAUUCCUGUAA
This is a messenger RNA of Dujonia railenensis, 1986 nucleotides long. The record is from the annotation of a GenBank genome assembly. NCBI's taxonomy places the organism in Eukaryota, Fungi, Ascomycota, Pichiomycetes, Serinales, Debaryomycetaceae.